CUGCCACCGUUUCUUCACCUGAUUCUCAAGCCUUCGACCCACCUGUCAUUCUUUCAUCUCACUCUCAAGGCUCCGAGCCACCUACCGUCCUGUCUUCACCUGAUCCUCAAAGCUCUGAGCCAUCUGCCGUCAUGUCUUCACCUGAUCCUCAAGGCUUCGAUCCUUCUGCCACCAUUCUUUCACCUGAUCCUCAAGGUUCCGAGCCACCGACAGCUGCAUCUGACCAACAAACCACCGACAUCACAGGAGGACCCAACGUUGAGGCGUCUCUUCAGAGAAAGCCAUCGCGUCUAACAAGGUUCAGUUCGAUGCGAUCGAUCUUCAAGCCAGGCUAUCCUUCGCCUACGACUGGAACUCGCCAACAGAACCCCGACACCGCAGAAGGAUCUAACGCUACGGCGUCUCUUCAGAGAAAAUCGUCAAUCGCCUCAGGUAUAAAGACUGUGGGCCGCGCGGCUGGUCGCACAUGGGGCCAUGUCAAGGACCAGACAAAGAACCUGACAAAUAGACCAAGUUUGACUUUGCGUAGCAAGAAAGAAGGGGAUCGGCAGCGCCAGGCCCCCGAACAAACCUCCGACAACCGAACUCUCGCCGAAGUCCCUUACAACGAGCCGACGACAGCUACAGCAAGCCCUUCCAUUGACAAGGAGAAUGACCCCGCGGAGCGUGUACCAAGUACUUCAGCCCAGACGUCACAGGGUCGUGGACGUUCCAAGAGUGGAGGUUCAGGUCAGACGAUGGACAAGACCCAGAACCGCCUUUCUGCGGGUUAUCUCGGCAAGCGCCGGUCUGCGACCGAUCUCGAGAAGCAUGUUUCUGCCGAUCAGAUCGAGAAGUGUCGGUCCGUGGGAAAUCUCGGGGAGCGUCUGUCUGAGUAUCCUGAGAACGCACCAAGUGGCCCAGGACUACAAGGCCCCUUGCCCUUUGCCCCUGCGUCCUCGAUUUGUCUGAGAAGGUGGUCUUGGGAGUGA
Molecule: messenger RNA, 971 nt
Organism: Colletotrichum phormii
Lineage: Eukaryota; Fungi; Ascomycota; Sordariomycetes; Glomerellales; Glomerellaceae
Exons: 2
Coding region: 132-971 (279 amino acids)
Source: RefSeq, a predicted model, not a curated record